Messenger RNA from Musa acuminata subsp. malaccensis (wild Malaysian banana), 1595 nucleotides. RefSeq names its product nucleosome assembly protein 1;2. Gene Ontology annotation, molecular function: histone binding; chromatin binding. NCBI's taxonomy places the organism in Eukaryota, Viridiplantae, Streptophyta, Magnoliopsida, Zingiberales, Musaceae. Gene Ontology annotation, cellular component: chromatin; nucleus. The record is from RefSeq and is a predicted model, not a curated record. Gene Ontology annotation, biological process: nucleosome assembly.
CUAAUUCUAUUUACCCCCAUAACCCCCGAACUAGGGUUUUCCCUUGCCUUCUCAUCUUGGGAAAGAAGAGGAAGAAGGAGAAGCGGCGGCGGCAGAGGAGAGCGAGGAUGAGCAAGGACAAGCAACAGGACAGCGUCAAUCUUGCCGAUCUCGGUGCCGCUCUUAGCGAGGAGGAUAGAGCCGGUCUCGUCAAUGCUCUGAAGAACAAGCUCCAGAGUCUUGCGGGGAAGCAUACAGAUGUCUUGGAAACGCUCAGACCGGCGGUCAGGAAGCGCGUCGACGUGUUGAGGGAGAUCCAGAGCCAACAUGAUGAACUUGAGGCAAAAUUUUUUGAGGAGAGGGCUGCACUUGAAGCUAAAUACCAGAAGCUUUAUGAGCCAUUGUAUGUGAAGAGGUAUGAGAUUGUAAAUGGUGUAGUCGAAGUUGAAGGUGUUAAAGACGAACCCACAGAAGAAACCCCUUCUGAGGAUAAAGCUAGUGAAGAAAAAGGUGUGCCUGGAUUUUGGCUCACUGCUAUGAAAACAAAUGAAGUGUUAGCUGAGGAGAUUCAAGAGCGUGAUGAGGAAGCUCUGAAGUAUCUAAAGGAUAUAAAGUGGUGCAGAAUUGAUGAUCCCAAGGGUUUUAAACUUGAAUUUUUCUUCGAUCCUAACCCUUAUUUUAAGAACACUGUUCUGACAAAAACAUAUCACAUGAUCGAUGAAGAUGAACCAAUCUUAGAGAAAGCUAUCGGGACGGAGAUCGAGUGGUUUCCAGGGAAGUGCUUGACUCAAAAGAUACUUAAAAAGAAGCCAAAGAAGGGUUCAAAAAAUGCUAAGCCUAUAACAAAAACUGAAGAUUGUGAGAGUUUUUUUAACUUUUUUAAUCCACCAGAAGUACCUGAUGAUGAUGCAGAUAUCGAUGAAGAGACUGCUGAGCAAUUACAGAGUCAGAUGGAAGUCGAUUACGAUAUUGGGUCCACAAUCAAAGACAAGAUAAUUCCUCAUGCAGUUUCGUGGUUCACGGGGGAGGCUGUUCAAGAUGAUGAUGAACUGGAAAUAGAGGAGGAGGAUGAUGAAGAAGAGGAUGAUGAUGAAGAAGAGGAAGAGGACGAGGAUGAUGACGAUGAUGAGGACGAGGAUGAGGAUGAAGAAGAACAAACGAAGACAAAGAAAAAGUCGGCUACAGGGCACAAGAAGAGCGGAGGGGAGCAAGCUGACCGGCCAGCCGAGUGCAAACAACAGUAACACAUUCAAUAUUGGACGAAUUAUUUUUGUUGGAUGUAGUUGUGGCAUUUCUGCAUGGAGGUUUUGGAAUGAUCUGGUUUUCAUAUGCUGCUGUCAGUUUUUAUCUUGGAAACCCUUGGUAUGUUCCAGAGUGUAGUCAUGGGGGGCCUGGUCUUGCAUUGAGUUUUUCGGAAUGAUCUGUUCUUAUACCUUGCUGUCAGUUUAUCUGGAAAAACCCUUUGGGAUUCUUUAUGGGGGAAUCAAGUUUUGUGCUUUACAAGGUUUAUCUUUUGUUGCAUUAUGUCUAGAUUAUUUCUUCUAUUUAGUUGUCUACUGGACAGAUAUGUAUUUAUGUCGUUAAUUAUGCUGAGGAAAAUUAUGCUUUGGUAGAGC